AUGCAGUUGACCUCGGGGCUCUUAGUGAUCAAAGCCGCCAUACGCGAAACGGAGGAGGGAGCACGGUAUAUGGGGGUGUGUUAUGAGUGUCUAGCGUCAUUGAAGAGAAACAAGAUGCCUCUUUUUUCUUUGACGAAUGGGUUAUGGGUGGGAGACAUACCCGAUGAGAUAGCCGAUUUAACAAUUCCUGAGCAGAUGCUACUCGCUCUGGUCUAUCCUCAUUGUUUCGUGUUCAAGAUGCAUCCAGUUAAUUCUCGUGGGAUCGAUCCAGACUCAAUGCAACGCGGAAUGGUUGGAAAUGUUACAAGUUACGACAUGGACACGGGAGAGAUCAUUGAUAUGCUGGAAGGAAGAAAGAUGCCUCGACGCACCCGGAUUCUCUCAUCUGUCAUCGCCGUGACUUAUCUGGGACGAGGGCAUCUGCCGAAGCAUUGGCUCAAGAGCACUUUCCGCGUCCGUCGUAGGAAGGUACUUCUUGCAUUACAGUGGCUGAUUGCGAACAAUCCUUUGUAUGCGGGAUUCGAAGUGGACAUGGAUAUAGUAUCAUCCCUUCCAGAGGAUGAUGUGCCAUUAGAGAUUCUGGCGGCAGUGAGACAAGAAGUGGAUGUUAGUUUGCUGAAUAGGGAAAAUGACAGUUACACUGCAAAUGACGAGAGCGGAGGUGGGUUAACAUGA
Molecule: messenger RNA, 675 nt
Organism: Cantharellus anzutake
Lineage: Eukaryota; Fungi; Basidiomycota; Agaricomycetes; Cantharellales; Hydnaceae
Exons: 1
Coding region: 1-675 (224 amino acids)
Source: RefSeq, a predicted model, not a curated record